Danaus chrysippus (African queen) is the source of this 873-nucleotide messenger RNA. NCBI's taxonomy places the organism in Eukaryota, Metazoa, Arthropoda, Insecta, Lepidoptera, Nymphalidae. The record is from the annotation of a GenBank genome assembly.
AUGGCUGUAAAUGGAAAAGAUAUAUCAGAGCCUAUAGUGCCUCCUUCCUCAUUAAUACGUCGUGUGAGCUCUCGUUCAAUAAGAAACUCUAUUUCGGAAGACAAAGAAAAUGGUGACGUAUCCCCAAAAGGUUCAUUCAUAAACAAAUACAAGAAAACUCCAGAAGCCUUGAAGAAUUUCCACAUUAAUGAUGAGAGCGAAUUAGAAGUACCUGGUACACCGAUGACGCCGCGUACAUCCACAACGCCUGGUCAUGAGAAAUGUACCUUCCACCACGACCUGGAGUUGGAUCACCGACCACCCACCAGGGAAGCUCUUCUUCCAGACAUGGCCAGCUCUUACAGACUUCUACUUACCGGUUUAGGUGAAGAUCCUAAGAGACAGGGUCUCCUCAAAACACCAGAAAGAGCAGCUAAAGCCAUGUUAUUCUUCACAAAAGGCUACGACCAGAGCUUAGAAGAGGUGUUAAACAACGCCAUUUUCGAUGAAGACACAGAUGAAAUGGUUGUCGUGAAAGAUAUAGAAAUGUUUUCUAUGUGCGAGCACCAUUUAGUGCCGUUCUACGGAAAAGUUUCCAUCGGAUAUCUGCCUCAGGGCAAAAUCCUUGGAUUGAGCAAGUUGGCCAGGAUCGUAGAGAUAUAUUCCCGUCGCCUCCAAGUGCAAGAGCGUUUGACAAAACAGAUAGCGCUUGCAGUCACACAAGCGGUGAGACCAGCGGGAGUCGCUGUCGUAGUAGAAGGAGUUCACAUGUGUAUGGUGAUGAGAGGUGUUCAGAAGAUUAACAGUAAGACGGUGACAUCCACGAUGUUGGGUGUCUUCCGUGACGAUCCGAAGACCAGGGAGGAAUUCCUCAACUUGGUGCACUUCAAGUGA